AUGAGCAAUCAGUGCAAGGCCGACAUCAAGACUUGCGAGGACCGCGUCUCGGGUGAAAUCACGGAGCUUGUCCGUGACCCGGCCAAGGAUUGUACGUUCCCGCCUUGUCCGCCCAACUCGGACCCAGUCCGCAGUGGUGAGGCUGGAAGCAGUCCUGCUAUGAACAGCGGCGCGCCUGCGACCUCGAUGUCAACACGGCAAACAGCGCCACAAGGUCCGCUGGGUGCGCAGGCAACAACACCGUCGCCUACCCAGCAAGCUACGCUUCUGCCUAUUGUCACCGAGCCAUUGACUCCGCCCACUAUCGAGCAACAAGCAACCCAGGCGCCGACGCAGCCUUCGACGCAGGCACCAACCCAAGCCCCGACGCAAGCACCAACCCAAGCCCCGACGCAGGCAUCUACCCAAGCCCCGACGCAGGCAUCUACCCAAGCCCCGACGCAGGCACCUACCCAAGCCCCGACGCAGGCACCUACCCAAGCCCCGACGCAAGCACCAACCCAAGCCCCGACGCAAGAAUCUACCCAAGCCCCGACGCAGGCGCCGACGCAGCCUUCGACGCAAGCACCGAAGCAAGCCUCGACACAACCACCAACGCAACCCCCGACGCAAGCCCCGACGCAAGCUUCGGCGCCAAUUGUACCACUACCGCAAGUUGUUGCCACGCAGGCUCCCGUGACGGCUACACCUGGUGUCUGGUUGAACAUUGACAAGGAGCACCCCGCGGCUUUGGACGCUGCCGUGAUGGCGGCGUUUGGGAACUACAACGUCUCGAGCGUUUGCGAUGCGUUCGCGAUUCAAGUCUCCUCGUACGAGCAGAUGCAAACGUCGUACAGCGUCGUGGCCUCGGUUGCUUGUGAUUUGGCAUCCGAGAGCCAAGUCGCAGGCAAGUACGUGCUGCAUUUCGAGGAAGCGCCGCCGGGGGCCUUUACGCUCACCAUGUGCGGCCACGAAGCCGACAACCUGCUUUUCAACUGGAUUGGCGUCGUGAACGGUAACACCGUGUGCCAGACGCCGACCGAGAAGAACGCGUUUGCGGUCCAGGCCGUCGAGCACGUCGCCCACAAUGCGUCAACGUCGGCACUAUCGGACCCGGUGCAGUACCUCCAGUCGCUCGAUACGCCGGGGCGCGCGGUGGUCGGAAGCGUUGCAGCGCUCGUCGUCGUCGUUCUCGUGUUGGUGCUUGUCAAGGUCGUGCGCUCGCGGCGGACGAGAUACGAAGCGGCGUCCGUCGAGUCCAACACGCCGAUGCGCCGUCGCCGCGCGUCGACCACCGAAGAGGGCAAAGAGGAAGAGCUAACAGAGACAGCGAGUACGCGCUCUGCGAUUGCCGAGAUCGAAGGUCUCAUGGAGCCGACGACAACGAUGAGUUUGCGUCCGAGCAUGAAACUCGACACGCCAAUGCACCCAACGCGCGCCAAAGACCACGAUGCUGUGUUCUCGAACGCCUGA
This is a messenger RNA of Saprolegnia diclina VS20, 1452 nucleotides long. RefSeq lists its product as hypothetical. The transcript has a single exon. NCBI's taxonomy places the organism in Eukaryota, Oomycota, Saprolegniomycetes, Saprolegniales, Saprolegniaceae. The record is from RefSeq and is a predicted model, not a curated record. The coding region runs from base 1 to 1452 and encodes 483 amino acids.